This is a messenger RNA of Acromyrmex echinatior (Panamanian leafcutter ant), 1898 nucleotides long. RefSeq names its product Actin-related protein 6 (gene Arp6). NCBI's taxonomy places the organism in Eukaryota, Metazoa, Arthropoda, Insecta, Hymenoptera, Formicidae. Gene Ontology annotation, molecular function: protein binding. The record is from RefSeq and is a predicted model, not a curated record.
UGUCUGGAGAAGGCCUGUCAAGUGACUGUUGAUCGUACACUUUUCUAUCGUUUUUAUCAAUAACAAUUAUGGAUCCCGCGGUCUUCCCGGAGGAAAUUUGGAUUAAGAUUUUAUUAUAUUGCGACGUACCUGACAUUAUCGCGUUCGGCAGCACCUGCAAAUAUCUGAGGAAAACAUCAGACACGGAUUACCUUUGGAAGAUGAAAUGGUUGCAGCUGAUCUCAAAGGUGCACUUUAGAUUCCCAGACAUAAAAUGUUUGCAAUUGCUCAGCGUCAGCUUCAAAGCCAUGUGCUACAGAUUGCACAUGGUGAUAACGUUAGGGGAGAAUGUACCUUUCCCAAAGUGUUAUCACUGCAGUGGUUACACAUGUCAGAGAAAUUGCGUCGAGGGCUCCAGUGCCAAGGUGGUAAUUGAGAUCGGUAAUAAGUACACCUGGGUCAUCACCCCAUACUUCGGGCUGAGAAGACACUUCUCCAUGUUCGGUAUUCCUAAGUACAACAAUAAAACUCACGUGGAACAGAUGCAGACUCAGAACGUUCCGAGCAGCAGUACCCGCUCCAAGUCUGACACAAAAUCAUUAGCGAAGAGAUUGAAACUGUUGAAGCUGCCAGAAUUGGCAACUACUAAGAUACCACGGCCAAGUGGGCCGUUCUGCGUUUUCUGCAAUCCCGUGAAAUUGUACAGGGAGAAACGAAGAUUAACCACACAUCAGAAUGAUCCGAUGUGUUAUACCAGGCCAAAUCCAAUAUAUCAGAAGCUUAUAAAUGGUUAUUGUACCGACACAGUGGAAGUGCUCGGUAUUCCAAAUGUGGAUGUUGUGAGCCCGGCAGAGGCCUUGCUGUGUGAAGGCACGUUCCCAGUUCUCAAAACUUUUAUUGAUCACUUGUUCCACCAGAUGAGCUUGACUGCGACACUUAGAAAGCCAAACACAGUACUCAUGUUUUGCGAACCAUUAGCAAUGCAUCCCACAUUGAGAAAGCAGUUAUUACAUUAUUUAUUCCAGGAAGUUAAAGUCGCAAGAGUAUGUUUAGUACCGAAGCCUCUAGCAGCGUGUGCCAUGUUGGAUGUAGAAACCUGUGUAGUAGUCGAUAGCGGUGCUUUGAGUACAACAGUGGCUGUUGUAAUUGGAGGACGGGUUAUGCCACAGCGAUGGAGACUAUUGCCUGUGGGUGGAUGGCAUGUUGCUUAUCACUUGAAACAGGCUAUGUAUUGGCAACCGAAAGAAUAUCAUCAAAUUCCUAUAUCCUACCUAGACAUUUUGGCUGUUAAAGAAAGAUGUAGGCUGAGUUAUAAUAUUAAGAACGAAGAGAAACGUCUGGGACAGAAGGCAAGGGAGCACAUUAAUCUUCGAGUUGAUAGCUAUGCGGACUAUAAGCAAUUUUGGAGAGUCUCAUUAGGGCCAGAAUUAUACAUAGCCCCUGAAAUGAUGUAUAUCAGUCUACGUUUGCCCGAAGUUAUAAAGGAUGUAACAUCAGGAUUACCGGAAGAUAUAAUGCAUGAUUGUCUUUCACAUAUUUUACUUACUGGUGGAAAUACAGAUCUUUCGGGUUUCGAACUGAGACUUACCAAAGAUUUAUGUGAGCUAUUGCCGGAGUAUAGCAAGAUUUUAGAAGUGAAAAGUUGUCCUGGUACACACAGUUGGAAUGUCGCAAUGGGAUCUACAUAUGUGCCUUUAGCUGUGCAUCCUGAUAAAACUCCACCGGAAUAUAUUGAAGGUAAUCCAUUUUGGCUGUCACGAGAAGAAUACGUACUAUUUGGAUGUGAAUCUUUGGAACACAGUAAUGAAGAUAUAAUAAGUGAGGCCUUAUAAUAUGAAUGCUUCACUUAUUAUAUAACCAGUAUGAUGUACGGAUGUAAUGCAUGAUAACAGGAAAGUAAAUGUUACCAUCAUUAAGUA